AUGAACUCACUGAAUCCGCUCGUGGAGAUCAACGGGCUCUGUGUCGACGAUGUUAACCUGGCCGAGACUCGUCCGGAAUUUUUUCUUCCUAAGCUUGAAGAUGUCCCCCAGAACCCCAUCAUGGAGACUCUCAAGCUCUCGCUUGACUUGAAACGCUUGGACGACGUGAAGGUAGCGAGUGUCCUCGAUACCGGCUUGCAAUGGGGAAAGCCUUCUAUCCUGCAAGAAAAAUCUCCCAUACCUACUCCUGGCUCGUCUGCCAAGCCAGCGUCAGCUAGCCGAUAUCCUGGCGAUUUGUGGCGAUCAGCAGCUGAAAGCCGCCAGAUCAUCCGGCAUGCAAUCAAGUCGUGGGACACCCUCCGCUCCUCGUUUCCGUCACAAGCUAGUUCGACACCCUUCCUGUCUGAGCAGUCAUCGAAUGUAUAUAUGGCAGCACGUUACCAUGUCAUGCCACAGCUGCGACACCCUUCAAUUGCGCGCGUGUAUGCUACAGCUCGUGAUAUUGCCAUGGGGCUGCGACAGACUAUACUCGGGAUGUCAUCUCCGCUUCAUAUGUGGGAUCCCAUACAUGAGCAUUUUGUCCUUGAAGUGGUACUGCAGGGGAAGAACACAGAUGCUGAGGUUGUCAUCGAGGGCAAUGAUGAGAUCAUCAGUCAAAGUGUGCUAUCUCGGUUUCUAACCAUUGGGACUAUUAUGCGUCGUCUUGAUCAUCUUGUCGAAAAGAUGCGUGCGCGACCCAGCUCGAGUAAGCAGGCCUUCAAAUCUGCCUCGGGAGAGUCAACUAUGCAUGCUUUCACGCACGCUCUGUCCGCUGUUCUGGAAUACAUGGGAGAUGAGUUGUCAUCAAUUGCGUUCCCUGAAAAUGCUUUCGUGGACGCUUCCUCGAUUACUUCAACUUGGCUUCGGUAUGCCGAGUUCGAAGAAAUUGCUAGGGGUAUCGGUUCGCUUUGUGGGGUGGAUUAUGACAGGAAUCCAAAAUCUUAUAUCCCGAUCCCUGACAGUCCUGCACCGUUGCUCUCUCAUGUAUACACUCGGCUGUCAUCUCUGAUCGCGCAGCGAGCUCCACGCAGGCUGCUGGCACUAGUCUCGCAUCUGUUAUCGGCAACGUCCCAGCCGUACUUCAAAAGUCUAUCGGGGACCCUUGGCUACGGCACCCCAGUCGCAAGUGCGAGCAAGGCGGCUGGUAGUAGUCGAGCAGGCGCGUACCCUGGAGGAAUGGACAACGGCUUUGAAGAGUAUGAAGAAGAAACUGAGGAGGAUCGCUUGUUGACCGACAGUGCCAAUUUGCCUGCGUUCAUCAAUGACGAACUAGCCGAUGCCCUGCCUAGAGCGAAGAAGUCGCUCCAGUUGUUAUAUGCAGCAUCACCGGGGCAUCCUCUCUGUACAGGUGACAAUUGUGGGCCGCCACUGCGGUGGAUUUGGACGGAGGCCGAGGUCAGAGAAGCAUGGGGCCUCGCUCGGAGACCUUCAGAAGAUGAUAUCCGAUCCAAUUUAUGCGACCAGGAAUCGAUGAUACGGCCAAAACCCGGAGACGAAUCCGCUCCUAUUGACCCGAUCUCGAGGAUCUACAAACCAGGCUUAGAUUUCUUUGAAGUCUUCGACCAUGAACCCUCAGCGUUCGCGCUUGGCUCUCUCGCGCAGGUUCAUCGAUCCUCGCAGCAGGAAAACCUACGGUCGUUCGUCAACGCGUAUCCAAACGCCCUACCAUCUUUGUCACCGACCUUAACGCUUUUGACGGAACUCGUCUUGGCUCCCUUGGUUAAACACAUCUCUCAAUUAUCCGCCGCCGUGCUGGCUACAUUCCUCCCGCAAUCCUCCCCUAGUAUCGCAACUUCCCCACCCGUGUCAUCCCUAUCCCCCAUCCUUGACCUUCACGCGCAACUGGUCAUCUUACGAUCCUACCUUCUUUUGACGUCCCCGGCAUUCAAGUGGAGGCUAAGCGGUGCCUUGUUUUCAGACUCGGACUCAGACGAUGACCUUGAUGCGGGCAGUCUGGCCGCUCGUUUCAGGAUCAAACGCAUACGAUCAGCGUUUUCGACCGGCCAUAGCGAGCAUCCGUCACCUCCCGUUUGGGCUAUCGGGCUCGCCCCUGCGUUGACAGGUAGAGAAACCUGGCCACCCGGGGGAGCAGAUUUAAGCUUCGUUCUGCGUACCGUGAUAGUGGACUCUUUGCAGACCAUGUCUACUCAACGUGCUGUGAACUCAAAGAAAUCUAACGAGGGACCGGAAUUGGAGGCUGAUGAGGAUGCAGCACCACGUCUUCUGGAGGAGACUGAACGCAGACUGGGAUUUGCCAUCCGAGAUUUACCUACUGGUCCAGGCAGAGACAGGUGGCUCAAUCCUUUAUCCAUCGAAGCUCUUGACUUCCUAUACAUUGACUAUAAACCUCCGCAUCCGACCGAAGUCGUCAUCACGAGCGAAGCUUUGAACAAGUAUCAGCGAAUAUUUUCCUAUUUGCUUCGUGUCAUGCGUGUACAUCAUGUUACACUGGCUCUUUUUCGCAUGUCCCGAACCGCUUACGCCGCGCUGUUUCCGACGUUCUCCGCAGCCAACAAGCGAUUCCUGCAGUUGCGCUUCAGUAUGCACAGCUUCGUGACCGCGCUUUUGACGUACACAUUCGACACCGCCAUAGGAUCCAACUUUGAUCCCUUUUUGUCCCGCCUGUCUACGGAAUCCUUCGCAGACGUGUUUGAAUUGGCACAAGAACAUUCAAAGAUGAUGGACGAGAUCCUGAGCUCCUGUUUGUUGCGAUCGGCCCAGCGAGCUGCGGCCGAUUUGCUCAUGGGGUGUCUGGAACUUGUUUUGGACCUGGGUAUUCUUGCAAGUCGAGUUCGAGGAGGAAACCUUGAAGAAUAUAGAGCUGUUCCAGUGCUAGACGAUCUUCAUUCCAAAUAUCGACGAAGAGUAACAAAACUGGUGGAAGCGCUACGAGCACUCACGGAUGCAAACUCGAUCGAAUCCUCAUCCCAGUGGUCUACCCAGCAGUUACCUUCAGGGGAGAACCAUGUCAAACGCGCUCCGGGAGGGUUUAAUGCAUUGAAGGACUUAACCUCCAGGCUUGAAGGCAUGAAAUGGUAG
Molecule: messenger RNA, 3078 nt
Organism: Punctularia strigosozonata HHB-11173 SS5
Lineage: Eukaryota; Fungi; Basidiomycota; Agaricomycetes; Corticiales; Punctulariaceae
Exons: 10
Coding region: 1-3078 (1025 amino acids)
Biological process (GO): mitotic cell cycle; spindle assembly; cytoplasmic microtubule organization
Cellular component (GO): centrosome; equatorial microtubule organizing center; spindle pole
Molecular function (GO): gamma-tubulin binding; microtubule minus-end binding
Source: RefSeq, a predicted model, not a curated record